Nicotiana tabacum (common tobacco) is the source of this 390-nucleotide messenger RNA. The record is from RefSeq and is a predicted model, not a curated record. Lineage: Eukaryota; Viridiplantae; Streptophyta; Magnoliopsida; Solanales; Solanaceae.
AUGGGAAAUUCGGAUCGUGACAAAUAUGGAGUAACUCAUAAAACAGGAACUCCAUUUCAUGCUCAAACAAGCGGACUAGUUUUUGAAAAAGCUUGUUAUUUACCUGUGGAAUUAGAACAUAAAGCAUAUUGGGAUAUAAAAUUGUUGAAUCUAAACUUGCCAGAUGCAGGUAAAAAUCAUCUAUUGCAGCUUGAUGAGUUGGAAGAGUUCAGGUUUACAGCAUAUGAAAAUGCUAAAUUGUACGAGGAAAAGACAAAAAAAUGGCAUGACAAGCUCAUCCGCCAGAAAGAUUUUAAAGUUGGAGAUCAUGUUCUGUUGUACAAUAGCCGAUUGAGAUUAUUUCCAGGAAAGUUUAAGUCACGCUGGACAGGACCAUAUACAGUAACAUGA